Chinchilla lanigera (long-tailed chinchilla) is the source of this 10741-nucleotide messenger RNA. RefSeq names its product chromosome unknown open reading frame, human C4orf50. The record is from RefSeq and is a predicted model, not a curated record. The transcript is spliced from 11 exons. Bases 1 to 3891 code for a protein of 1296 amino acids. NCBI's taxonomy places the organism in Eukaryota, Metazoa, Chordata, Mammalia, Rodentia, Chinchillidae.
AUGAGGGAACAUGACCCCUGCGUGGUGCCGGGGUCGCACCUGCCUGUGCUGAGCAAACCUCCCCACUCUGGCUGCAGGGUCCAGGAGCUGGAGCUGGCGGAGAGGAAGCUGCUGCGGAGGGUGGACGCGCUGAGCACCCGCCUGGUCCAGGAACGCAGCGCGGGGCUCCGCGCCCACGAACAGCUGCGGGCGCUGCAGAUGGAGCUGGCCAGCCGGGUCCGGGAAGAGGAGCUCACGGCCCAGCGGCAGCGGGAGCAGCUGUGGCGGUGGCGGGAGCGGCUGCGGCGCAAGGACGAGGCGCUGGGGCUGCAGGCGGCCGCCCUGGAGCGCUGCAGGCAGAGCCAGCGGCGCCAGCUGUGCCUCGUGCGUGGCCAGGAGCGCGUGCUGCGGGCGCAGGUGCAGCGGCUGGAGCGGGAUGUGCGGCGCCUGUGCCGCGCCACGGGCCUCCUCUUGGCCCAACUGGGGCCCCCGGCGCGGGGUCUGGGUACCCCCAAGGCGUCGGCGGAGCCGCACACUUUGUCUGCCGGAGCCGAGCGCACCGAGCGCGAGGGCGCGGAGGCGGUGCGCAGGCUGCGGGAGCACCGGGCGCGGGAGCACGAGCCCCGCGGGCAGCUGGAGGAGCUGCGCGGCCGCGUGUCCGGGCUGCGACUGUCGGAGAUCGGCCUGCGGGGCUGCGAGGAGGAGCUCGCCGAGCAGAAGCGCGGCCUGCGGGAGCAACCGGGCGCCGGGCACUCCAGCCUGGCCAGCCAGGGCUGUAUGCAGGAUGACUCCGCGCCUCCGUGCAGGCAGCAGGACCCCUGCGGGAGCCGAGGCCAGCAGGAGGAGGCCCAAGGACCAGGGCCCUCAGCAGGCCAGCUCUCAGAGGGACCCUGCAGCUAUGGCUGUGUUGGAGAUGGAGAGGACCCCCGUGUCAUGGUGCCAGCCCUGGAGGCCACAAGUGAGUUCCCGGGAGACCGCGCAGGGUCUGACUGUGAACAGCUUUCCCUGGCUGAGCACAGCUUGCAUGGACAGGUGCUCCUCCUGGUGUGUGGCUGCCCUCCAGGGCAGUCUGUGGAAGCCUCGCUCCUCCCCUUGGACCUGGCCCAGGUUUCAGAGAGUCUUGAGGCCAUCCAGGAGCCCUGUGUCCUGGUGCAGCCAUCCACACUCCCCCUCUCGGGGCCGGCUGGGGACGCUGUGACCCUGCUGCCGCUGCCGCUCCAGGAGGCCUCUGCAGAAGGGCUCCAAGCCCAAGAAGAGCUGGACACCAGGCCCCCGCCAGCCCCCGAGCCCACUGCACACUCUGGCUGGGGCUGUCACCGGGCAAGGAGCCGCCAUGUCUCCCUCUGCCAGGAGGCAACAUGUCCUUCCAACCACCUGCUUCUGAGGACGGGACCCACGGGUCACAGAGACACUUGGACCGGGGGAGGAGGGACCCCAGGGGGGACAGCAGAGGAGGGGGAGGCGAGGAGGACUUCAGGCCGGGCAGAGGGAAAGCACGGUGCCAAAUGGCAGCUGGGGCAGGAAGGCUGCGAGGACCUGAGCCCAGGGAGCGUGGCCCGAGCCCCUGAGGGUGGGCAGCAUGACACUGGGGCUCCGGAGACCCUGGCCACUGUCUGCUGCCCGUGGCUUCAGCAGGACUGUCCGGUGGCUCUUCUGCAGGGAGCGACCCUGGAGGGCCCCCAGCCCCUGAGUAAGAGCGGGAAGGUGGAAGGAUGUGGCCUGGGACCCCCGGAAGGGCUGUCGUCCUCAGAGGAGGAAGCAGUGCUCCUGGCCACAGGGUCCAGGGCUCGUGGGACUGGAGCACCGAAGCUCACUGCGGGACGGGGCAGGGCCCCUCAGAGGAUGCUGCGGGAUGAGAAGGACCGGAAGCCGCACUUGGGGAGAGCCCUGCCUCUUCAGGAGGAACGGGCGCAGGAGGGACCUGAGGAGGAGGAGAAGGUGCUGCCUGGAGACGCAUCCAUUCUGGGCCACAGCCAUGUCCCUGGGCAGCCCAACUCCCAGGCACUCGUGGGCCAGGAAGUGCCUUCCUGUGCAGGAGAGCACAGUCUGCCGCAGCCUCCUAGCCUGGCUGUGCCAGCCACCAGGUGUGAAGCUGCCAGUUCUCCCUUAGGCGAAGGAGACAGGUGUGCUCUCCAAAUAGAUGAGUUUGAGAGGGAGGUGGAGGCUUGUUUCCGGCAGCUGCAUACCCUGCAGCUUGGCAGCGGGGGGCACCGGGGGAAGAUGUCUGCACCGAUGGAAGAGAAUUGGAGCUUUGCUCCCAGAUGGCGCAGCAGCGGCGAGGAUUGCACUUAUUCUCAGUGGGACUUGGCAAGCCAGGGCUGGGAUGCCUGUCUCGCUGCGGAAGCAGAGCCCAAGGUGCACGGUGAAGGUGUCAGACUGCGAAAGACUGCGGUCUUGUGCCCCAGCAGAGGUGUUCCAGGGACAGCGCCCACCUGCCACACAGCCAGCCCAGACCCUGCAGAGCCUCGGAGGGCGCUGGAGCGGGCAAGAGACAGGUUUCAGCAGCUCCUUUCCGCACUGAAGAAAGAGAGAAGGCAGGUCCUAUAUGACAACGUCAUACUCCGGGGCGACCAGGACAGAUGCCGUCGUAAAGUGUGCGACCUUGAAAAAGCGAGGGUGAAAGACGCCGCUGAAAUGCACAGGCUAGAGCAGGUGAACCGCGAGCUGGUGGUGGACCUGGCGCAUCUGCAGGGCAAGCUGGGCCCGUGUCUGCAGGCCAUCUCCGACCUGGAGGACUGCAACCGCGAGAGUUACGGCAAGAUCGUGCAGCUUGAAGAGGAGAACGAGAAACUGAAGGGGGAGCUGGGACAGCUGCAGGAAGCCGUGUCUGAGCGCAGGAGGGAGUCCCGAGGCGUGGCAGACCGGGUCACCCUGGACAGCAGGGAGCUCAAGGUGCUGACGUCGCAGCUUGGGGUCAGGUAUAAGGAGCUGAUAAAGCAUGCAGAGCUGGCCAUAGAAGACACGCUCAGGGCCUUGAAGAAGGAAAACGAACACCUUCUAUGCCGGGUCCGAGGGCUGGAGCGGAUGAGCAGCGACAUGGGGGUUUCGGUGCGUGGGGGGCAGCACCCCCAGGGAGACAUCACAAGGACAGGGGACGAGCUGUGCACCGUAGACAAAGAGGUCCAGGUGGGUGGAACCUCAGGGCAGCUGAUCCUGGGAGCCCGAGGGCCACCCUCAGAGGAGGACGUGGGUGUGUGUGGAGGGCGGACAGGGCCUUCCUCAGAUGUGCAGGAUUGCGCGUGUGGUGCCGAUCCUCCCAGUCCUUCAUCACUCUGGAGCAACGCAGCAGGACCCGGCACCCAGCAAGGAAGCAUCGAUGGAGCAGGAGGAAAAGAAGCACGUGUGGGAAAAGAGGAGAAGAGACAGUGGUGUUCCGUGGACCAAGGACGAGCUCUGCGGCGCCUUGGCAAUGGUCUCCAGGAUGCGGAGGCCCAGGUGGCUGAGGAAGACCUCCGGCUGUGCGUCCAGCGGCUGUGUCACCAGGUGCAGACUCUGCAGUGCCAGCUGAGGGACCAGCGCUGGGCGAACCGGGCGCUGCAGGCUGCGCGGGACCAGGCUGUGCACCUCCAGGAGGAGCUCAGCGGCAAGCUUGAAGAGCUUCGGAGAGAGCAGCGGGAAGCGCGCCUGGCUGUGAGUCCACUGAAGGCCAAGCUGGCGUCCCUGGUCCAGAAGUGCCUCGACAGGAAUCGCCUGAUCAUGCGCCUACUGCAGGAGCUGUGCAGACAUGGCCCGGCCAGCCCGUCACUCUCAGAGCUGGCACAGAGCAUGGUCCACGACGUGGCACUGAUGGAGUACACAGCCACCUUCCUGACCCCUGGAGUCACAGGGACCAGCCACCGCCUGGAUGUGGACUCGGAGGAUGCGGCUGCUGGAAGAGAGCCCAUGGUGCUCGGGGCCCUGGCCUGUCCCUGAAGCUGAGUGGCCAGCCCAGGCAGCUCAACCGGAAUCUCUCAAGGAAAGAAGACCCCAGAGAGGCAAACGCAGCCCCCUGGAGAGUGCGACAGCGCUCCCACGGGACCCGUGGAGUGGAGGUGGCCCUGUGAUUAAGAUUCCUUCCUGGGAGCCAAGUAGAAGCCAAAUGACCAUCAACCUGGCCACGCCAUGUACGGGGAGCAUUCCUACCUUGCGUGGUACCAACCGGGGAGCCCGGGCAAUGCCUGGCGACUGUUAGAAACUGUACUUUUUGGCCCAGGGGAGGCAGGAAACUGGGGUCUGAGAACCACGCUGGCUCUGUCUCUUCCACACCGUGUCACCUUGCUCAGAUCUCACACCGUCUCCAACCGUCCUGCUCUUCACCCGCGUGGGGUCCUCUGCCUGUGUGACGAUUGCGCUUGCCUGACUGGGCCAGUGCCCUGGCCACAGCAUGCUGGCUCCUGUGGGGCUGCCAGGCUGUGUAGGAGGUUAUCUAGGGAGAGAGGAACUGCAGGCUUGACAGUUUCUCGAAGAGCCUGGGACCUCCGUGGUCGGGCACCCCUGCUCUGGGUGGAAAGGAGUCCCCUGAGGGGAACCCAGACGUCCAGCCCCGCCUCUGCCUUGCCGGCCAGCUCCCAGCCGCCCCUUGGCUUCUCUGGGCCUGUGUUCCUCACCUGUACAGUGGAGGUGACCAUGUGCCUUCCUGUCCCCCUCCGACACCUGAUGAGUUCACGACCUGUCCCUGUCACACCCUGCAUUCUCGUCUGUUUGCUGGACUCAUGCUCAGGGGCACUCUGGGGCUCUUGGGGGACCCCCCAGCCCAGCUCCUGCUCCUAGAAGACUCAGUUCUUCCCUAAACAUGUGCUACUCGAGCAACUGUCUCUGAUAAUCACAGCACCCCAAAGCAUCUGCAGCCCGCAGCUCCAUCACCACAGCACCUUCUUCCCCGCAGCUGAGGAACAUCGCGACCCCGUGGCUGGGGUAGAUUCUUGGUGACUGCUCCCUCCAACCAGGCAUUCCUGGAGCUGCAGGACUGUAAGGCUGGCUUCUGAGGGCACCCAGGGACAAACAGGGACUUUUGAGAGUUCAGCUUCCCCCAGGAAGACAUGGGAGAAAGCCGGCUGCUGCCGGUUAGAGCCUCUGUGGGCUGAUCUCCCCAGGUCCUCCCCGCUGUAACACAGCUGACAGUGGGAAUGAGGGUGGUCGGUGGGGUCAGCAACACCUGGAGCUUUGGUCAGGAGGAGCAUGUGACAGAUCAGCCUCUAAGACCAGCCCAAGUCCAGAGUCCAUGGCGGGAACACAGGCUGCCCUAGGGCCAGAUCUGGCUCACAGACUGUCUUGUUUGCCUUCCAUCUUUUUGUCGUUGUUUAAUUGUGGUGAGAUGUUCCUACCAGACCACGUAUCAUUUUGACUACUUACGUGUUCAGCUCAGUGGCAUCAAGCACGGUCAAAUUAUUCUGCAGCCAUCGCCACCACCCACGCCCAGAACGUCCUCCUCUUCCACGUCAGAACUCUGUCCUCACUAGAUCCCAGCUCCUCCGUGCCCCUCCUCCAGCCCCGACAACCCCAUCCUGCUUUCUUUCUCUGUGGGAGUGACUGCUCCAGAGACCUCACCUGCUGGAAUCCUACAUGACUGGACCUUCUGUGACGGGCUCAAUUCACCCAGCAUGACCCCUCCAGGUUCACCCUUGCUGAAGCAUGGGUCAGAAUGCCCUUCCUGCUUUUCAGGCUGCAUAGUAUUCUACCAUACAGCUGUAUCACACUCAUCCAUUAGGGUCACUUCCACCUUUUGGCUGGUCGUGGAUAAUGCCGCUGUGGACGUCAGUGUGGGCGCACCUCUGUUGUGUUUGUUAGUACCGGAAUUAACACGUUCACCUUUCAAAACCAAAAGACUUCUUAUAAAAUCCGAUGUCUGGCUUCUACCAGAAAAUCAAUGGGCCUGAAAACUUUGGACCCCUGUCUCCCUGGCCAUGGUUGGAACUGCACCAAGUCAGCCCUCCCUCUCCUCUGCAGGGCACCCCACCCCCGGGCCUGUUCUCGGCUCACCACAUAAGCUGCCUGUUCCCACUGACUGGGACUUGCUGACGCCUUCCCUGCUCCCCACCUCAGUACGGGUGAUGACACAGAGGCCCAGGGAGGGACAUCAGCCUGGCCCCAAGCUCCCGGGAUGACGCUGACCUCACCCAUGUCCUCCGGGAAGGGGCCCGGACUGGCUGCACUUGCAGCUCUGCUGCCUGCCUGUCCCGUGACCUGGAGUAGGGCCCCCAACUGUUCUGGGUCUCAGUUUCCCCUUUUGGCAGGAAGUGAGAGAGUAAAGGUGAAGACACAGAGCGAGGAACCCAUUGCCUGUAAGAUCACGUUGGGGCAACUGAGGCAUGAACAGAGCACAGAACGAGUUGGCGCCCUGGCGUGUGCGUCUGAUUCCUGAGCUGCAGGUGGGAAAGGGACCUGCCUCCCCCAUCGCCUCCCCAGGACCCCUGAGGCCCGGCAUGUGGAGCGUCCUGCUGGGUGCUGCCUUCCAACAUUGGGACACUGCCUGAGGGCUCCAAGCCUUCCCCUUGAGAGGCGGGACUUCAUGGGGGACAGUCCGGCUUUGGCACUCGGCAGCCACCUAUCUGGUCUACAAAGUCCUCUCAGGGUAGAUGGAGCCACAGCACCGCACUCCCCGCACCAGGAGAAAUGAGAACUCCAGGCACGGGCAUGCAGUAUGUGCUCAGAGAAGCCUGGUUCUCUGUCUUUCUUCCCAAGCAAGGGUCUACCUCCUGGGUUAACACAAAGGUCUCUUUUCCAGGUAUUCACAGAUUGGGGAAGGAACAGGUGCUUUCCAGCUCCCCACGGGCUCAGCCCAGGGGCACAGGCUCUGGCCUGAUGGCUGGCCGCUCACCAGGUGUCAUUCAUUCAUGUACUCAUUCACUCAACAGUGGACACUAACCGAUGAGCACUGGGGCUCUGCAGUAGGCCCUGGGGUUCUGGGGGAAGGCAGAACACCAAUCUCUGCCCUCCUGGAGCAGCUUUCCAUGGUAGUCAAGUACUUACGUGUUCCCUUCCUGCAGGGCCGGGGUUUUGGCUGAGUGAAGUGGGGACAUGGAUGGAAAGGCAUUUUGUAGACUCCUGCAUUCUGCAUAAAUAUAUGGAUCAGUGUUAUUUGACUUCCCCUAUGCUAGAGAGAUGACAGAGACCACCUGGUAUCAGAGAAAAAGAUUCAGGUUCAACUCAGAGUAACGAGGCUGCAGUCUGAAUUCUGCAACGUGUUAGCUCUGAGACCAGCGAGAGCGACUUCCCUUCCUCAGUUUCCUCACCCGGAAAAUGGGGUAACAAAUGCCUGCCUCGGCAGUGCAGUGGUGUGGACAGUCUGUAUGGGAAAGCGCUCUGCAGGUUUCAGUGCUGUGCAGAUUCAGGUCAUUCAUUCAGUUGUUACUUCAUUAGGCACCUACUGUGUGCCAUUUAGGACAAGGUGAUGUGUCUAAAGACAAUGUGGAAAAAGUCCCCAGGCUAAAGGAAAGAAUUGCUUGUCAGAUGGCUGUACUGCACAUUCAUAGAUUAUGAUUAGCAACAACCAGCAGGUUGGCAUGGCAACGUUUCCCCAUGAACUGCCAGGCAGCAUGCUUAAAAUAGGUACGCUGGAGGUGUGGCGGGUGCUGAGCACGCAGAGGCAGCGUGGCCCGGUGGCUGUGCCACAGAGAAGGGCCAUGUGCUCAGGGGUCAUACCCUUGCCCUCCGAAGAAGGCCGGCCAUCGAAGAUCAGAAACACCCACUGUCAGAGCAGGGAAGGGCCUUAGACUUUAGCAUAGAUGCCUGUGCUUCCCCAUUCUGCAGGGGAGGAAACUGAACCUCAAACAGGUUACUGGCAGUCCACAGUCACAUGACCCAGUUCCCUGAUCCUAGACACAUCGAACCUGGUUCUGGUGGCUUUUAUGACGGAUUCCCCAGGGAUGCCCCAGUGUGGUCCUUUCUGAUCAUAGUCCUAGGAAGCAGCUCAUUUUCCAGCCGGUUGCAGUCUAUGCAGUGUCACUGAGGAACAUUCCUGAGUGUGAGUGGUCUUUUCUCUUGGGUAGAAGCCAUUUGUGUUUCCUGAGGAAAGCCCUGAGCCCCACACUCAACUACUUCUUGGCUAGACUCAUAUGGUUGAUUAUUUUUCUGGAAUUGAGGAUUGAAUCCACGGCCUCUGUACUGAGCUACAAUCCCAGCCCCCUAUUUAUUUAUUUACUUAUUUCCUCCUUUUAUUUUUUUUCUGAGACAGGUCUUGCUAAGUUGCUCUGGCUGGACUCAAACUUGUAUCCUCUUGCCUCAGCCUUGGAAGUAGCUGAGGUUGCAGAUCUAUGCCACCACUCCGGCUUAUGAUUGAGGUUUUAAUCUACCCCUCUGUGACCUUUCCUACCUACUUCCUCAGUGUGUGAAAUCAAGCAGCAAAGCUGAGCAGAAAUUUAGGAACCACUGUGAUGAGAUUACUGUGGGAGUCUGCUUACCCAUCCCUGUGAAGGGCGGGGAGCCCAAGUUCUCUCGGUAUUGUUCUUUUUGUUUUAUUCAGCAAUUUAUUGAGCAAACUUUUUAAGCUUGAGUGGAGCUGCUCUUCCUUGGGCUGCUGAGCUUCUUUUGGAAGAUUCACAGCUCUGGUUGGAUUCCAGAGUGAAAUCCCAGGUCUGGAUUGUGAAACAUCUCAAGAACUCACCCAACCUCUGAGAAGAGGGUGCUAGACAUGUUUGACGUCUUUCAGACACUCGCCUGCUUCUUCUCUGUUCAGCUGUUGCCCCACAAGGAAAAGGGCAGGGAGGCUGGGGUGGGGGUGGGGGUCCCCAGCGCCCUGCUCUUGCUGCCUACCAUGGCUGCAAGGGUGUUUAUAGGACACGAAGAUUGGAUCCCACGGUGGCGAUUCUCACCACAGAGCGUUUGAAAAGGCGGAAGGACGCCCCGCCCCUUCCGAGCCCCCUAACGUCACAGUCACACCAGGUCCUUCUGCAAACCUCUGUAGGACUCAACUCCACAGAACCGGCAGCCUGCAGCCCUAGCACAGUCUCUUUCACUGCACCUGUGCCCUGUGCUAAUUAACCCCCCCAUCCAUGGCUGGUUUCCUGCGGCUUAGACUCAUGUUUAUUUUCCCUCUCGCUAGGAAAGAAAGAUGUGCACAGGAGGAAGCUUCUUAGCUUUGGGGUAUUUCUGCCCAUGUGUCUUCUCUGGAGCUUCUCCCUUAGAGGCCUUUGGAGUGGGCGAUCUUUUGGAAAUGGCACAUGUGACACGUGCUGGCCCUGGGCCCUUGGUGGCCGGUCACUACCCUACACCUGAGAGUCCACAGAGAGUGUGACUGACCCCAUAGCCACACUGAGCAAGUCUCUUGGGGACCGUUGUGGCCAGCACCCCAGACUCUUCUAGAAAUAGAAAUUCUAGAAGCACAUGUGUCAGUUGGGUCAGCAGAGGGAAGCAGAUUUUCAUUCAGCUCUGGCUGCAUUUGCCAGCUGUGUUCCUACAUGGCCCUGAAAUGACAUCUCCAGAGCCCUCAGGAGGCAGUGGAAGAAAACCCCCUGGGGCUUGUUGGUAGAUUUAGUCAUUUUAGAAUUUCUAGGAAAAGAUAAUUCAUGCAUUGCACCUAAAACUGUCUUCAGUAAGUCAGUAGAUGUGGGAUUGAAGGAUUGGGUUUUCUUUAUCCCAUUUGAUUCUUUCUAAACCCUGCUCUACUUUCAGCAAGCACAGCUCCCAUCCAAAUCCACCCCUGCGUGCCUGGUGUAAACAUAACUUUCAGAGUUGUGAGGAGACAAACACCAUUUUUUGGGGGGAUGGCGUCUCUGAAAACAUCAGGCUUUGGCACUUUUAUGCAAUGAUAGAAAAAAAGGGAGAGAAAGACAAUCUCGCCCUUAGGAAUGAGGUUGCUGAACAUGGCUGAAAACUUGAUUUUGACUCUGUCAAUAUAUUUUAAGGUAAAUUAACAUAAUACGGCUUUGGCCUUGUAACUAUGGCAUGGACAGUGACAUGGGAGAUGAAGGCCUCUGCACUGAUGUCGGAAGUGUUAACUUGGACAAGGAUGGGACCCCUCCCAGAGACAGGAUGAGUGCGGGGCCACACACAUCCCUGGGUUUGCACUUGGCUGUGCACAUUUGUGCAGUGCACUCACACCUCUCGGCCCCUCUGUAGGGAGGGCAGGGAAGGGGUGAGCACGGGUGCUGUGUGAGCCACCACCCCGAGUCGGGGCCUGAGACGGUCUCUUCUGCAGCUCGGCUUCCGCUGGUCAGGCAGGUCAGGGGUGUGAGCAUUCCUGGCCAAGGCCAUGAGUAGGUCUUGCAAGUUUCCCGUGGCAGAACCUUCCUCAUCUCCCGCCUCCCAGGUUGAAUCCUGGCCAGAAAUCACAAGAAAAGGCCGGGGAUAUAGCUCAGUGGCCCAAGUGUCUGCCUGGCAAGUGCAAGGUCCUGAGUUCGAUUCCCGGUACCAAAAAAAAAAAAAAAAAAGGGAAAGAAAGAAAUCACAAGAAAACUGUGAAGCACACACCAGUGUACUUCCCCUCUGGGUCCCAGGAGCACAAUAACGCCACACCUUGAAGCUGCACAAACCUGAAGGAAGGAACCUUGCAGCUCUGCUUAACCAGCUCCGAGACAGGAUUUGGGCAGUGCAGCCCAGGUGUGGCCCUGUGACCCGCUCAGCCCCCUCCCCUGGAUGUUCAGCAGACCCCUCCUCGGGUCACUGGCCCUCAGCUGUCCCCAGUCUCUGCCCACACUCAACAGAGCAGUCAGUCCUCAGAGAUGUUCACGGGAUUCUUCAGUCUGCUGUGACUGAGGCUCAGCCUCCCUCCAGGUUUUGGAGAUUUGGGCUGACUGAUCGUUCUCUCUUGUGUACAGUAGGCCCGGGUUUUCUCUUGUUACCGAGA